This is a messenger RNA of Acanthosepion pharaonis, 771 nucleotides long. The record is from the annotation of a GenBank genome assembly. Lineage: Eukaryota; Metazoa; Mollusca; Cephalopoda; Sepiida; Sepiidae.
AUGUCAUCACCUUGGAUUUUAUUUUUAAUAUUUGCCACGUGUAUUUUCACCGAAUUUGCUUUGUCUUCAGAAUUAUGCCACGUCCCUCCGAGUUUGUGGUGCUCUUCACCAGAUACAAUCACUGCCUGUAAAGUUGAGCAACAAUGUGCCAGUUGGAACAAACAGACAGAGCUUGUCAAUUUUACUUUGUAUUAUGAAAGCUUGUGCCCAGAUUGUCAAUUGUACAUUGUGGGAGAGUUCUACAGAGCCUUCAAGAAAGUUGGCUCUUUAAUGCAUAUUGAAUUGGUUCCAUUUGGAAAUGCUUAUGAGGUUAAAACACCUAAAGGCUGGAUAUUUGCCUGUCAACAUGGUCCAAGAGAAUGCCAGCUGAAUAAAAUUGAGGCAUGUGCAAUAAAGAAAUUUGAAAACUCUACCAAUGUUGUACCAUUCAUAUAUGGACUCGAGCACUGUUUGAUGAAAAAUGGAGAUGAUACCAAGUGUGUACAAAUAAUGAGCCAGAAAUAUGAUCUUGACUAUAAUAAUCUUAUGAGAUGUGCUAAUGGUUCUGCUGGUAUGAAAUAUGAACAUGAGAUGGCAGCAAAAACAAAGGUUUUAAAUCCUCCCAACCAAUAUGUACCUUGGGUCACUCUAAAUGGAUUUCAUUCAGAAGAGAUUGAAGCCAAAGCAGAAAAGGAUCUAGUUGCAUUGAUCUGUGAAACUUAUCAGGGUCCAGGCAAAUCCCAUUGGUGUCCAACAGAUUCACUGCAGAGAUGUAAAAAAAAAAAAAACUAA